Molecule: messenger RNA, 504 nt
Organism: Miscanthus lutarioriparius
Lineage: Eukaryota; Viridiplantae; Streptophyta; Magnoliopsida; Poales; Poaceae
Source: the annotation of a GenBank genome assembly
AUGGCGCUCGCCCUAGCCUCUCCAAUGGCGUCUCUCCCCGUCCACUCCGGGAGGAUCUCGGCGGCGGCUAUCGGAGGCGUCGUACGCACUCGCAGGGCGGCCCCGGUGGGCGUCUCCGCCUCCCCGUUCCUCCGGAGCUCCUUCGUCUCGUCCUCCUCCACGUCGUCCGCCUCCGCCUCCCCCGCCUCGCUCGCGGCGGCGGUCUCGGCGUCGCUGGCCUUCACGUCCUCUUCCUCCUUCGCAGGUUCAUCUUUGGGAAUUGAGUUCAGCUACAAUAGAAUGACUACACGAAGAUCCCAUGGUCUGCAGAUUAGGGCUGGAAAGGCUGCCCUCUGCAUGACCAAGAGGUCAAGGUCUAGGAAGUCACUUGCCCGUACACAUGGUUUCCGCAGGCGGAUGCGGACUACUUCUGGAAGAAAGGUACUGAAGCGCAGGCGUGCCAAAGGCAGGAAGGUUCUUUGCACAAGAACAAACUCACCCAGUGGGAAGAAAAGAUUGUUCUAA